AUGGCCAGUAAUGACCCCAAGCCGGACACCGCUAAUAACAAGCCGGAAAAUGCUUCAGAUGAUGCUCGCGCUGAUGUUACGGCGGCUGUUGAAGAGCUUCUAAACUCUCUCUCCAACAAGUUUGCGGGCGUCUCCUCAGAAAUCUUUGCAAAGAUGGACGAGAUGUCUCGAAGAUUGGAUAACCUUGAGGCAGCUCUUCAAGAGAGCAACAAGCCAAAAGAUGGAAGUUCAAGCAAACCUUGA
Fusarium poae is the source of this 243-nucleotide messenger RNA. RefSeq lists its product as uncharacterized. The coding region runs from base 1 to 243 and encodes 80 amino acids. Gene Ontology annotation, cellular component: nucleus; cytosol. NCBI's taxonomy places the organism in Eukaryota, Fungi, Ascomycota, Sordariomycetes, Hypocreales, Nectriaceae. The record is from RefSeq and is a predicted model, not a curated record. Gene Ontology annotation, biological process: cellular heat acclimation. Gene Ontology annotation, molecular function: transcription corepressor activity. The transcript has 3 exons.